Messenger RNA from Zychaea mexicana, 4780 nucleotides. RefSeq lists its product as uncharacterized. Gene Ontology annotation, molecular function: actin binding; small GTPase binding. The transcript has 17 exons. Bases 54 to 4640 code for a protein of 1528 amino acids. NCBI's taxonomy places the organism in Eukaryota, Fungi, Mucoromycota, Mucoromycetes, Mucorales, Lichtheimiaceae. Gene Ontology annotation, biological process: mitotic actomyosin contractile ring assembly; barbed-end actin filament capping; actin filament bundle assembly. Gene Ontology annotation, cellular component: cell division site; mating projection tip. The record is from RefSeq and is a predicted model, not a curated record.
GAAAAAAGCCUUGUUGAAAACGAAGGGUUUUGGGUUUUUUACUUUAGACGACAAUGUUUGGGAUCAAGCCCAAAUCUAAGCAACGUCGCAAUGUUCAAGCGGGUGCUGAUGUGCCUCCAUCACCCGCAAUACCGCGCCACAGCAGUGGCCAUUCCAGCACCACCCAGCAAUCUUGGUCAACAUCAUCAGUGGACCAAUCUACCGGCUACACGCUAGACAGCUACUACCAAGAUACUUUGUCGGUAGCCAGUUCGCGAUCGUCUAGAGCCAACUCCAUUUCCACCGCAGGAGGAGGUGACGAGCAAGGGAGCAAAUAUGAUGGAUACACGGAAAGACAAGUGGAAGAUCUUUUCGAUAAAAUGCUGACGCGACGAGGUAUUCAUGAUCCUGCCUCUCGAUCUGCUAUGCUUUCUUUCCCAACAGACAAAAAGUGGCUCAUGGUAUCGCAAGACAAGCAUGCUGAAACAAUGCUGCCAGCAGCAUCUGUCUCAGCGUCCAGCAAGAAAAGUACAAAUGAUUCGCGCGAACCAGACAAAAGUACACCUGAAUUCUACAUUAAGCAGUUUUUAGCACCGGAUAUGCAAGGAGUUACGCCAAGACUCGUGGCACAUCUGGCUGUCAGUUUACGGACAAUGCCGCUAAGCUGGGUCCGCCAAUUUAUCGAAGCGAGAGGUUUACAAGUUAUUACGAAUGUGAUUGGUAUUCUAAAUAGACGGGAGACAAAAACCGAAGAAGAUUUACAAAUGGAAGCCGAGAUUCUAAAGUGCUUCAAGUCCUUGAUCAACAAUCGGUGGGGUGCAAGGGAAGCGGUAUCCCAUCCAGAGUGCAUUUAUCAGAUUGUCCUGUCGCUAGUAUCGCCUCCCAUCCAGACCCGUAAGCUUGUCUGUGAAGUUCUUGCAUUCCUGUGUCACGUCGACCUUCCGAAAGGUCAAGAAACGGUCUUGAAAGGAAUGGACAAGUUGCGUGAAUAUCGUCGGGAAUUCGGUCGGUUCGACGCAUGGUUUAAACUCUUGGAUGCAACAUUGGACGGAAGAGGUCGGAUGGGCAGUCUUGUCGGUGCAAGUGAGGAUGUACGGAGACUUGGUGGUCAAGGUGCGCCUGAUAGUCAUUUGAGUGAUUAUGCGCUGUCAAAUAUGAUGUUAGUCAAUUCCCUUAUCAGUGUUGUGGAGGAUGUUGAGGUCCGUGUCCAUCUCCGAAAUCAGAUGAAUGCCUGUGGUCUACAAGCUAUCACCGACAGAAUGCUGGAGUUCAAUAGCGAGCAUCUGCGACGACAUAUUAGUAUCUAUAAACAAAUGAGCGACAAUGACUAUGAGGUUGUUAUUGAAAUUCAAAACGACAACAUUCUAAGCGACAUGAACGAUCCGCGCGAUGUGUUUGAAUCAAUCCUGAGUCGAGUCGAAGGAACUCGCGGAUACGAUUUUUUGCUAAGUGCACUGCAACAUUUGUUGCUCAUCAAUGACCAAAGAGACGUCCAAGUACGAUAUUAUCAAUUACUAGACAACAUGAUCACACAAAUUGUCCUGGAUCGUAAAGGAUUAACAGCGGAGGACUUUUCUGGUGGAUUUGGCUGGUCUGUUGCGUCACUUAUUGACAAAUUUGCUGAACAAGAUCAGUUGGCUGUUGCGAUUGCCGAAGCAAAGGAUGCAAAGGCGAAGUUCGAACAGGCGAUCAAAGAAAAACAAGAGUUAGAGUUAGAAAUCAAUUUACAAGGAGAUGGAUUGGUGGGACAGCUACGGGAAAAGACCAAUUCACUAGAGGAUUUGCUGCGCAUGUCACGAAAAACAAUUUCAACACUUCAGGCCAAGGUGAAAGCCUUGCAACAAGAUUAUGACAAGAACCUCACAAUUAUGGACAAACAAUUGCGCGAAAUGUAUCAAACAGCAGCCAUUGUCAAUAGUCCAUACGGGCAGUCAGAAGAGAGUCGUGAUGGGGAGGCACCAAAGGGCACAAUCUAUGAUAGAUUACGUGCACAAGCUAUACUAGAAAAAGAAUCUGAAAAUCAGAAUAUACCCAAGGCCGAAGGCUUGUCCGAAAGCUUCAAGCUUUCACUUGGUGAUCAGCUCGGUUCCAGCGCUCCAACUGGAUUUGUUAUUCCGGGGACUUUGCCAUUGAUUGGAUCGACUCGUCGGCGAGGAGCAAGUACAGCUCCUGGUAUAGAUUUGUAUACUUUGGAAGAUACCACUGGUUCAAAUGCUGAAAGCAGGCCCACUGUCGGUGAAACAAUGAACAUAGAGCAGCUCAAAGGAUUUGAUUAUUACAAAACGAAUGACGCUUCUGAGCGUCGCAGUCGCCAUCCCAUCAAAUCUAUGGCAGCGGACCUGGAACAUCAGCUGCGAAAGAAGGUCGAAGCAGAGAACGUUAUCAAGGAAGCUCCUGAUGUCAAGUCGGUGGCUUCAUCACUGCCUACAAAAGAGGAAGAUAGCACGACACCAUCUGCAUCGCAACUAGCAGCAUCCAUAUCUACUAACAAAGAGCAGUUAUAUAACAUCAGCACACAAGCAAUAAGUGGUGCUAGUGUAGCUACUGGAUUACAAACUACAACGACUGCAGUCGAUGAUGCUCCGCACCCGCCACCGCCACCACCUGCUCCACCAAUGACGUUACCAAUGUCAACUGCUCCUCCAACGACUGUAUCGACAGCUGCCGAAAUAGCACUCAAAGCAAAUGAGCGAAGCAGCUCGAUAGCAACAACAAAUGCUGCAGAUGUGCCUCCUCCUCCUCCUCCACCACCACCACCACCUCCACCAGUAGGAGGAGCACAUACACAACCUUCUAGCACAGCAACUGCCACAACAAAGCAUCAACCACAUUCAGAUCCAAGUAUACCCCCGCCGCCACCACCUCCUCCUCCUCCUGCGGGGAGCUCAAUACCAGUGUCUUCACCACAGCCACCAACAUCAGGAGCUCCUCAAAGUGGACAAGCAGGCGGACCUCCACCACCGCCUCCGCCCCCGCCACCACCACCUCCUCCUCCAGGAAGCUCAAUACCAGUGCCUCCACCACCGCCACCAACAUCAGGAGCUCCUCAGAGUGGACAAGCAGGUGGACCACCGCCUCCUCCUCCACCGCCACCGCCUCCUGGAAAUGGUGGUCCAGCUGCUCCUCCGCCACCAGGUGCACCAAUGCGAAAAAUCAUGCGUUAUUAUCCAGAUGUCAAGACGCGUGCUCUUCAGUGGACCAAAAUGCAUAACCAGGUUGUUGGAAAGACCAUUUGGGGUGAUGAAGAUGUUGACGAGGAUGCUCUGGAAGACGAAAUGAACGAGCUUGGUGUCUUUGACUCUAUCCAGGAACUGUUUGCUCAAAAACAGAUCGAACGCAAACGACGAGCCAUGGAGGCCAAAAAGCAAGAAAUUUUCAUUCUUGACCCUAAAAAAAUCAACAGCAUCAACAUUUCAAUUUUGGCAAAACUCAAACAUGUUCCUUUCCCUACCGUUGUAAAGAAGAUAUACGCAGUGGAAGACCCUAUUUUCACGGAAAAUCUCUUGAAGAGCUUACAAGAAAAUGUACCAACAUUCGAUGAAAUGGGUAAACUAUCCGUUUUCGUCAAGAGUGCGUCUGAAGAAGAUCUUGCACAGCUGUCCAAACCAGAUACCUUUUCAUAUGAGGUUAUGAAAAUUGAUCGAUACAAGGAGCGUGUUGACAACAUGUUAUUCAGAAAGACCUUCUUCGAAAAGCACCAGCAGCUUAGUAAGAAUAUGACAUCUGUUCUCGAGGCUUCUACUGCGGUUAAAGAUUCUAAAUCGUUCAAGGAGUUGCUCAAGCUUAUCUUGACACUCGGAAACUACAUGAAUGGCACCACCUUCCAAGGAGGUGCAUUCGGUAUUCGCAUUGCUAGUAUCAAUAAGCUUGUAGAUACCAAGGGAACUGAAGGAGGUACCACCUUGCUGCAUUUUUUGGUAGAUACAGUGGAAUCCAAGUUCCCUCGUCUUCAUCGUUUUUUGGACGAUCUCAAAGAAACUGGUCAAGCAUGUCGUGUGACCUUACAGGAUGUUGUCAAAGAGUACAACGAGUUACGAAGCGGUCUGCAAAAGCUGAUGGAAGAGUUAGAGACACAUUAUGGUCCAGAUUAUGAAGCUCCUGAAGGGGAUAAUUUUGCCGAAAUUAUGACUGAUUUCAGAGAUACGGCAUUGGGCAAGUUUGAAGAGCUCGAGGUUCGAUACACAUCCAUGGAUGUGGCAUACAAGGAUGCUGUAAGCUUCUAUGGCGAAAAUCCGACCGAGAUGAAACCUGACGCCUUCUUUGGCAUAUUCAAGACAUUCACAUCCAGUUGGGAGCGUGCCAUGAGUGAUAAUAAGACAGCUAAAAAGAAAUUGGAGCAAAUGGAGCGUGCCCGCCGUAUGGAUGCGGAACGCCGCGAACGUAUCAAGACACAGCGUCAUCGUGGUGUCGAUACGAGCGUGGAACCAAAUUCUGCUGGAGCAGACGAAGAGAAGAACAUCAUGGACAAUUUAUUGGAUCGACUGCGAGCUGGUGACUUGGAUACUGGCACGAAGCGACGUGGCGAGCGAGGUACAACACGGGAUCGCCGUUUACAACGAAGCGAAUCAGUGGCUGUCAUGGCAGAAGAUCUGCUGCGCAGUAUCCAAACGGACCACGACAGCCCACCUGUUCCAAGAAUCAAUAAACCCCUUGUCCAAUAAUUUAAUUUGUAAAUUGUUAGAUUACAACCAUAACUAUUUCUACAUAUAAGAACGGCUUUAUCAGCCAAAGGAAAGAUUAAAACUGGUACAUAAUUUAUACUUUUUCAAGGAUAAAAGAAGGAUCAACCCCAUCAGUGAUU